CCUCAUAAGGCACAAGUCACAAGGUGACGUGGGGCUGUGCGGCCCACCUUCCUUUGCAGACCAGUUGCGACUUGCACUGCCUCUUCAAGGGACAUGGAUUUCUGGGAACCGUAGCUGCCGUUACAAGCUACUUUGUUAGGCUGGCGAGAAAAGAGAAAUCACACAUUGCAUUACCUGCCUAGGCCUUAUUGAGGGAAACCCCCCCGGCUAGUUGCUGGCUGACAGGCAACUUCCACACCACGUUUUCAUCACCAUUCAUUCGCUUCAGGUGAUUUAUUCUUUCGUUUAUUACUUCUGCUAUCUACUUUUUUUUUCGGUUCUCAACCGCCCCUUUCGCCUUCGCCGUCUAAUAUUUUUGGGAGGUGCAUUUCACUCGCUUUUGCGCCAAACCAACCCUCACUUGCGAUAGGUAUAGGAUAAUCGAUUUAGUCGUCUAGUUGUUUGCGCGUGCGAAUACGACGACAUAUUUACCUGGGAUCCGAUUGAACAAAGCCGCGUCGAAAAAAGGCAUCGAUUAUACGAUUUAAAUUGCCAUUUACGUAGUCGCAUCAUCUAAAUCUAAUCGACUUAAGUCUUUGGACCGGAAAACCUAAUGAACGCUUACUUGGACUCAUGAAUUCGAUUAUCUAAUAGCGACGACGAUGUGGUUCUCCAACCGGUCUCCGCUCUUGGCGGCUCUCUAUUUCGCAUCUGCCAUUCUUCCCGUGGAAUCAAAGCGAAUUCUCCAAUCUACCUCUCUUAACAUCUGCCAGGAAAACUCGGGUUUUACGGCCAGUUUGUUUAGCGUUGUAUUUAAUCCGGACACCAACAAGGCUUCUGUGAACAUCACAGCCCUUUCUACCAUCGAAGCCAAGGUUGAAUUUGACGUUGACAUUAGCGCCUAUGGUUAUAGGUUUGAGCACAUUGUAGUUAAGCCUUGCGAUCUAGGCCUGGCUGGAUUUUGUCCCAUGGUAUCUGGAAAAUUGGGUAACCCCUUUGAUAUUGACGUCCCAGAUGCUGCAUCUCAGAUCCCGUCUAUCGCCUACGACUUUCCGGAUAUCGAUGCUAAGGUUAGAAUUCGAAUUAACGCAACUGAUGGCCCUCAAGCUGGCCAAACUGUCGCUUGCGUCGAGGCUUUGGUUUCGAAUGGACAGACAGUCGACUUAAUCGGGGUUAAAUGGGCCUCGGCUGUAGUGGCUGGUUUGGCUCUUGCUUCGUCCGCGUUCCUCUCCGGCCUGGGUCAUACGAACGCCGCUUCUCAUGUAGCCGCAAACGCUUUGUCGUUGGUAGGUUACUUUCAGGCGCAGGCUAUGGUUGGUCUUAUGGGAAUUCCUCUACCUCCCGUCGUUCAGGCGUGGACUCAAGAUUUCCAGUGGAGCAUGGGUAUCAUUGAAGUCCCUUUUAUGCAACGCAUCUUUACCUGGUAUCAACGAUCAACAGGCGGCACCGCGAGUAACAUUAUCGACCAGUCCGACCAUUCGAUCGUGUCUGUGGAGGUGCAAAAACGUGCAGUUGACCUCUUCAAGCGCGGGGCCGCGAUGCUCCCUAAUAGCGUGGUGGAGCAUGGUUCAAAACUCAUGAAGCGAGCAAAUGUCAUGACCUCGUAUGGGAGCUACGUCGUGUACGGCAUUCAACGUGUUGCAUUUCGAGCAGAUAUCGAGACUACGAAUCUUUUCUUGACUGCAAUCACCUUUUUUUACCUUAUCAUGGUGGUAACUACGUUGUGUGUGGUUGCUUUUAAAGGAAUAUGCGAACUGGCUGCGAAGCAGAAGUGGAUAAAAGGAGAUACUUUCCUAGACUUUCGCAAUGGUUGGCGUACCGUUCUCAAAGGCAUCUUGUUUCGAAUGGCCCUGAUUGGGCACCCCCCGGUAACGAUUCUUUGCCUCUGGGAGUUCACUCAAAAUGACUCUUCCGCAUUGAUGGUCGUCGCCGUCUUCUUCCUCGUUGCCGUCAAUGGGGUACUUGCCUGGGCGGCCUAUAAAGUCGUUCGGAUCGCGCAUCGUUCAGUCGCGCUUCACAGGAACCCGGCUUACAUCUUGUUUUCAGACCCUCAGACUCUUAAUAAAUGGGGCUUCCUUUAUAUUCAAUUCCGCGCCUCCGCUUAUUACUUUAUUAUACCCGUCCUCAGUUACACCGUGGUGAAAGCUUUCUUUAUUGCGUUUGCCCAGAACUCUGGCAUCGUUCAGGCCAUUGCAUUUCUUAUUAUCGAGGCCGCCGCUCUCAUUUCGUCCGCGGUGCUGCGGCCUUGGAUGGAUAAAAAGACCAAUUCCUUCAACAUUGCCAUUGCUGUUGUCAACUUCUUGAACGCCAUCUUCCUCCUUAUAUUCACUAAGGUAUUCGACCAGCCCGGGCUUGUGACUGGUGUCGUCGGUGUUGUCCUCUGGAUCCUGAAUGCGGUAUGCACGCUGGUUCUCCUGCUAAUGCUUAUCAUCACUACCGGCAUCGUCAUCUUCCAAAGCAAUCCGGAUGGCCGCUACAAGUUCAUGUCUGAUGAUCGCACGUCUUUUAUGAAAUCUCAAAGUCAGCUUGCCACUUCAACUGAACUCGAUGCCCUAGGAGUGACAGCUCGAGGUGAAAAGCCGGGAUAUUCGUCUGGCCUUGACUUGGACGACGAUGAAGAUUCGAACCCUCGCAAUUCAUCGUUUCAAGGACAAAGCUCAAGAGCUAACUCGACUGCUAAUAACUCCCAUCAUGCUCCUUCCCAUUUCGCCGCGCCUCACUCGCCCAUCGAUCCGAUCAACCGAACUUCUAGCCCGUAUAACGGUUCGGUCUCUUCAGUAUCGCGUUCGCAGCAUAGUUCCAGCCCGGCUGGUAUCAAGCCGUCCGCUAGUCCAAGCCCCUGGCAACGUGGUGCUGGCUACGAUCAUUGAGUAAGCUUGUCAAGACAGUGGCAGAUAUGGAAAUGAAAAAAAUUUAAGCUAUCUACUUCUUACCUACCUCUAAAAGGAUUUUUAUAUAAGAUGCGAUCGAUUUAUAUGCGCAUAUUGGCGCACUGAAAAGGCAUUGUUCUUUUCACUCUAUGUACUGCGGAAGGAAUUUAAGCUCAGUUGCAUAUGUUUAGCAGAUAUGAGUGCUUGGAGGAGCAGGGAGCAGUGAAAGAAUUUCUAGCAUAUAUGGCGUUUUGGUUAGAAAUGAUGCCUAUAGUUAGCAUUGUAUUGCACGAUUUCUUUAUUUAUUCGUAAUAUAUAUAUUGCAAAGAA
Molecule: messenger RNA, 3179 nt
Organism: Daldinia caldariorum
Lineage: Eukaryota; Fungi; Ascomycota; Sordariomycetes; Xylariales; Hypoxylaceae
Product: TRP-domain-containing protein
Exons: 5
Coding region: 642-2849 (735 amino acids)
Biological process (GO): fungal-type cell wall biogenesis; transmembrane transport
Source: RefSeq, a predicted model, not a curated record